This is a messenger RNA of Thyridium curvatum, 261 nucleotides long. RefSeq lists its product as uncharacterized. Bases 1 to 261 code for a protein of 86 amino acids. NCBI's taxonomy places the organism in Eukaryota, Fungi, Ascomycota, Sordariomycetes, Thyridiales, Thyridiaceae. The transcript has a single exon. The record is from RefSeq and is a predicted model, not a curated record.
AUGCAGAUGCUACUAGUCACCCUCCUGCUCACCAUGGGCUCCGUCAUGGCCGCUCCCACGUCGUCGGAUGCGCAGGACCUCGACAUCAGGCAAUCAUCGGACUCGCCGUCUCUCAGCCAGGUCCUCGAAAACCACUUGCCGGAAGACGCGACGCGCGAACGUCGGGCUGCUCCUACCGAGGAUCCCAACAUAUGUUAUGCCAACUGCAUGAUUGCCGGCGGCACGGAUUGGAAGUGCAUUUGCAGCUGCGUACAGUGCUAA